Penicillium longicatenatum is the source of this 5274-nucleotide messenger RNA. It is a transcript of the gene csmB, whose product is annotated as putative chitin synthase. Lineage: Eukaryota; Fungi; Ascomycota; Eurotiomycetes; Eurotiales; Aspergillaceae. The record is from RefSeq and is a predicted model, not a curated record. Gene Ontology annotation, molecular function: ATP binding; chitin synthase activity; cytoskeletal motor activity. Bases 1 to 5274 code for a protein of 1757 amino acids. The transcript has 4 exons. Gene Ontology annotation, cellular component: cell septum; cell periphery; myosin complex.
AUGUCGAACCGCUACUCCGUCUUCUCUACCCAGUCCGCCGGGUUCUCGGCUGGGCCUCGGCCAGUUUCUCAACAUGCUUCACAAGUCUCAACCACCACAUUACUCAAUGCUCUUCACUCGUUCUAUACCGCCGGUCAGCCAUAUCAGCUAGAUGCGAGCACUAGCUUAGUUGUCAACACUUGGCUGACAGCCGCAACUAUCUUACCUGAUGGUCGUAGUGGUGCGACGAUUGACCGGGAUUUGGCUAUUCGAGCUUGGGAACAUGCCCGGAGACGAGCUGAAGAUGGAUGUAUCCUUCUUUGCUCUCUCCACCAAUCUACACCUUCAUUGCUAGAACCUUUCCUGACAGCGCUGCCGCUUUCUACCCCGGAAGUUGGGUAUACAGCGUUGGCCGCCUUACGACCCUUCCUUGCGGCAGCAACCUCAUUCAACCCAUCGUAUUCACUGCAUUCAGCACUCUCAGUAUCCUACACAUUGACCCUCGGAGGCACAGUGGUCGGGCUAUCUCUGGCUCUGUCAACAUCCGGUAUCAAUGUGAACAAGGGUCUUCUGGAAAUACCGGCAGAGGCGGGCUACCGUGCAUUUGACGUAUUUUACUAUCUUCUGACUUCCGCGUCUACUCCUGCUGAACGGGAGUUCCUGGACCUAAAAGAGCCUGCAUCGUAUGCUCUGCUGAAUCGAUCCGGAACCUACACACCUCCAUCAUAUCUACCCACCGCGGAUGACACAGCAGCGGCAGAGGAUCUUCGAGCCAAUUUGAAGGCCAUUGGUAUCAAGGGUGCCACUCAGAGACAUCUGCUUUCUGUUCUUGCGGGUUUACUGAAACUCGGAAAUGCUGCAGGGCUCAUGGUGGAUCAAGAAGACCUGGAAGAAACCUGCGAAGAAGUGGGUGGCCUGCUGGGGAUUGACCCUGAGGUUCUUUUGCACAAAUGCUCCACCGACGAACGUGAGAUCCUAAUCGCGGGCAUCUACGAAGCCCUCGUGGACUGGAUCAUUGCGAAAGCAAACGACGCCAUCUCAGUCGAUAUCGAGAACAUCCUAGAGAAUGACUCUAGUGCCGGUGGUCCCAGCGCCGCCCAGCUGGCUAACGAAGACACUGUCAGCCUGACUGUAAUCGAUGUUCCACGCCCAGCUCUCGGAAAAGCGAUCAGUAUGAGAGGUGUUUUUGACGAUGACCUGGGUAUUAAUGCUGAAAUGAAAGACGAUGGCAUUACCAUCCCACCUACCGGCCAAUCUGUCAUGACCGAAAUGCACUCAGCUGUGUCACAAGUGGAGGCAGAUCUUGGUAUCGCAGGAACAUCUGCGCGUGAACGUGAGCAUGACCUUGACAGACGACAGGGUGUCCUGGAGAAAGUAGGAGUGGAGUCGGAGGCAGAUUCUUUCCUGCGAAAAUUGCUCUUCCCGGUCGAUGGUGAAGGCAUUUCCUUGGGUAAACGGGGCCGCUUCGACCUUGCAACGACUCUUUUGAGCAGCCGUGUUUGGUAUCAUCUCUCCAUUCAUCCCACCGAUGAUCUCCCCGAGCAGCUGAAUGGCUCAAACCCUGCCUGGUCAGCCGGUACAGUGUCUCGACAGCUACGUGAUUGGCGACUUCCUGAAUGGGCAAAUCGUCGCCUAAAGCAGCUGGAUUUCACCGCGGAUUUCGAUGUUGAAGAGUUCGUCAAUCGAUAUGCCCGACUUGGAUGUGCCGAAGGCCAGGACGGCGUUGAAAAUUGGAUUCUCGAGAGAGGGUGGAGCAACGGUGAAGCGGUUGUGGGACAUCAACGCAUUUGGAUGCGAGAAGGGGCAUGGCGCGAAGCUGAAACCAUGCUCGAUCUUAAGCCAGACGAGAGCCCUAUGAACCCCUUCGGAUAUGGCGCUGCGUUAUAUGAACCAGGCCUUACUCCCGAUGGAAACCCUGUCGGGGAAUCGUCUAACCUCCUUGGAGGCCAGCAUGAUUAUAUCUUGAACCAGUCUGCUAUGGUUCCCCCAAGUGUCAUGGGAGGCGCCAAGUCUAUUGCCCCAACCUAUGGUGGUGGUGGCGGUGACUAUGGUCUCGGUCACAAGGGCGACGAUAACAAGGGAGAUGUUGCGUACUAUGAUGACUAUGGUCGUUACAUCGGUGAUCUUGAUGCUGAAUUUGGAGAUCCCAAGCACAUCGAGAAAAAGAAGAUUCCGUUUAGCCGUCGGCUCUGGGCAGGAUUUGUAUGGGCAAUGACUUUCUGGAUUCCCUCCUUCGUUCUCCGAUAUAUUGGUCGCAUGAGGCGCCCAGACGUUCGGAUGGCAUGGAGAGAAAAAGUCGUCCUAGUCUUCCUCAUUCUACUUUUCAACGGCAUUGUCUGCUUCUACAUUAUUGCGUUUGGUGAUCUUCUUUGCCCUAACAAGGACAAGGUGUGGAAUAACAAAGAAGUCAGCUGGCAUACCGGAGAUGACAAUUUCUUUGUUAGCAUCCAUGGUCGAGUCUACGAUAUCAGCAAGUUCUGGCGUAAGCAGCAUAGCGACGAUGGCACUGAGACGACCUCGACGAAUAUGAAGGUUUUCGCGGGCUUGAAUUUGGAUGCUUAUUUCCCUCCGCCGCUCACCCAAUUCUGCAAUCCCUUCGUGACCGAUACGUCACUUGCGCUACAGAACAACGAUACAACCGCGCUUUUAUACACGGAUGCCGACCACGAUUGUGGUCCUACCAACUAUCCAUCAAACACGACCAAACUACACAAGAUCACCUGGUAUGAGGACGUCUUUUUGCCAAAGAUCGCCGAAUAUUACAAGGGUGAGCUUGUCUGGACUAAGUCGACCAUAGAGAAGCAAGCCAACGACUAUUCACGAUAUUGGGUAAUUGUAAAUCAAAAGGUUUAUGAUUUGACGAAUUACUUCUACACCGUCGAUUUGUAUUCGUCCAACACCGAUUAUGAAUUUUUGCCAGAUGCCCUUACCACACUGGUCAAAAAUAAUGCUGGAACCGAUGUGACAGACAAAUGGGGGACUAGCAAAGAGUGGCAGGAAGCUACGAGGUGCCUCGACUAUGUCUUCUACCAGGGCAAGGUCGACUUCCGAGAAAGUGCUCGGUGUACUGUGAACAACUGGAUUCUUCUUUCUUUCACCGUUCUCAUCUGUGCCGUGGUCCUCGUGAAAUUCUUAGCUGCUCUGCAGCUGGGUUCCAAGCGACGACCGGCACCUCAAGAUAAGUUUGUCAUUUGCUUGGUACCCGCCUACACCGAAGGGGAGGACUCUUUGCGAAAGGGACUGGAUUCCUUGACGGCCUUGCAGUAUGACAACAAAAGAAAGCUCAUCUUCGUGAUCUGUGAUGGUAUGAUUGUUGGUGGCGGAAACGACCGACCGACGCCCAAAAUUGUUCUGGAUAUUCUUGGCGUGGACCCGAAACUAGAUCCCCCUGCCCUGCCGUUCAGAUCCGUCGGGCAAGGCAGCGACCAGUUGAAUUAUGCCAAGGUCUAUUCUGGUCUGUACGAGUUCGAAGGCAAUGUUGUUCCCUACAUUGUGGUGGUUAAGGUUGGCAAGGAGUCUGAGCAGACGAAGACCAAGCCUGGUAACCGAGGAAAACGAGAUUCACAGGUCCUCUUGAUGCACUUCUUGAACCGCGUGCAUCAUCGCGCUCCGAUGUCUCCCAUGGAACUGGAAAUCUUUCACCAGAUCAAUAAUAUCAUCGGUGUGGAUCCCGAACUAUAUGAGUAUUGCUUUAUGGUCGACGCCGAUACCAGUGUCAAAGAAGAUUCAUUGAAUCGCUUGGUGGCCGCUUGCGCAUCAGAUGCUAAGAUUGCUGGUAUCUGUGGUGAAACUAGCUUGCAAAAUGAGGAGCGAAGUUGGUGGACGAUGAUUCAAGUCUACGAAUACUACAUCUCGCAUCAUUUGUCCAAGUCAUUCGAAUCGUUGUUUGGCAGUGUGACUUGUCUUCCCGGAUGUUUCACUAUGUAUCGACUUCGUACCGCAGACAAGGGUCGCCCUCUGAUUAUAUCCGACAAAGUGAUCAAAGAGUAUGCUGACAUCGAUAUUGAUACACUCCACAAGAAGAACCUGUUAUCACUGGGCGAGGAUCGUUUCCUGACAACUAUCAUGACCAAACACUUCCCAACAAUGAGUUACAAGUUCCUUCCCGGUGCGUACGCAAGUACAGCUGCCCCGGAGACUUGGGGUGUUCUUGUCUCACAAAGACGUCGUUGGAUCAAUUCCACCAUCCACAACCUGGUGGAACUUGCUGCCCUCGAGGAUCUCUGUGGCUUCUGCUGUUUUAGUAUGCGUUUCGUCGUCCUGGUGGAUCUGCUGGGAACAAUCAUUCUUCCUGCAACAUGCGUCUACCUCGUGUACCUGGUCUAUCUCGUCGCCAGUGGCAAUGGUCCAUUCCCGUUGAUCUCGAUUAUCAUGUUGGCUGGUAUUUACGGCCUUCAAGCCAUCAUCUUUAUCGUCAAACGCCAAUGGCAACACAUCGGAUGGAUGAUCAUCUAUCUUCUCGCAUUCCCGAUCUUCAGUUUCGUGCUGCCUCUCUACUCAUUCUGGAAACAGGAUGAUUUCACAUGGGGUAGCACCCGUGUGGUCAUUGGUGAGAAGGGCGACAAUCGUGUCAUCGCCGUGGAGGAUGAAGCAUUCGACCCUCGUAGCAUUCCCCUGCAACGUUGGGAUGACUAUGCAUUGGCCAACAACCUCCCUGGUCGACGUGCAGAGCUUGGCUCGGAGAAGGUCUAUGCUACUGGUCAAUAUGUAGAUGACAUGGAGAUGGAUGAGAUGCACUCGCAGUACUCAUCCGUCAAGCCUGCCUCCACAAUUCUCACUGGUUUCCCGGGUCAUGGUCGCAACACUGGUCCGUACAUGCCACCUCAGUCGCCGGCUCCAUAUGUCGGUGGCAACGUGCCUGGCAACCGGAACUCGCACAUGUCUAAUUUCUCCCGCUACACCGAUUACCCCCAACUGGGCGGUCAUCCCGCCGCUGCGUCCCGUCAUAUGUCCAUUGGCAACCUUAGUGCCUACCAAGAAAACCAAGCCAAUGCCAGUCGGCACAGUGUUGCCUUUAUGCAGAGCAGUGAUAACCUGGCGCGGUCACGCAGCCCCAUGGGCCAAUACCCCCCACGCCCAGCCAGCACUGCCUUCGAUUUCCGUAGCAGCGGUACUGGACCCGAUGAGGCCUCCAUCACUGAAGCUAUCCGGGGAUGUCUCGCGGAGGUGGAUCUCGACACGGUCACCAAGAAGCAGGUCCGCGUUCUCGUUGAACAACGCCUACAAACCACGCUCUCAGGCGAGAAGCGCGUAUUCUUGGAUCAGCAGAUUGACCACGAACUCGCCAACAUGUGA